Messenger RNA from Punctularia strigosozonata HHB-11173 SS5, 606 nucleotides. RefSeq lists its product as uncharacterized. NCBI's taxonomy places the organism in Eukaryota, Fungi, Basidiomycota, Agaricomycetes, Corticiales, Punctulariaceae. The transcript is spliced from 3 exons. The coding region runs from base 1 to 606 and encodes 201 amino acids. The record is from RefSeq and is a predicted model, not a curated record.
AUGAGUGCCGCACCUCUCAUCAACUAUCCAUGCACAGUGUGCUGCCGAGCGACCUCGAUGUGGUGCAGCCGCUGCCAACGGGUGUGGUACUGCAGUCCCGAACAUCUCCAAAAUGACUGGCCCCGUCACAAAAAGGAAUGCGUUCCUACUAGUGCGGUUCCGGAGCAGCAGCGCAACGCCGCUCCCGUCCCAAUCCAGGUGCAGCCGCAGCAACUCUUCUCGGUUUCGGCUGUUCUUUUUCUGCCCGAAGAAGAACGACCGCGAAUAAUCGUCGUCAAUUGCCAACCUCAAUCCUCCGGUGCCUGCCCAGUACCCCUCGUGCGAGAGUUUUUCCCGCGAGGUCAGCCCCAGAGCGUAGUGCUCACCCAGGGAUUGAACAACGAGCCGUUACGCUUUCCGCUGCAUCUCUGGUAUUGCCCGAUAUCCUUAGCGAAGGGCGCGCCGGUCAAUCGCGCCAUACAUCGCAUUACUUCGGGCGCUGCACCCAAGCCGUGGAGCGGGCCAGUCCUCGUUCUGAAAUUCAACGGAUCCCGUAGACAAGGUUACACAGAUGCCGGUUCGAACGACUUGCCUGCGCUCUCGUCCUACUUCCUCGCAUACAAAUGA